AUGAAUUUGACAGCAUUUUGGCCGAUGGAUUUGCGUAACACUCUCAGUGCUAUGUGGCAAAUAAUUGCUAGUCUUUGUCGAAGUGCUGCCAAUUCUAUCAAUGGUGCACUUACAGAGUUUGCUAGUGAGCCACUGAUUAGUUAUACUGCUUUUUCGGAAGCAUAUUUAAAUGUUCAGUUUCAAGCAGAACUUGAAGAUACCUGGCAAGCAGCAAUAGAUCGUUUCGGACGACAUCUUACUAUCAUUCAAACAAUUGCUCAGAUAGAUGGGCUUAUGACGGGCGUAUCAACGAAUUUUGCCGGUACUACUGCGAUGGCAUAUGGUGAUAUUCCACUUUAUGUACGUCUUUGGCAGACAUUUUACUUGUUUCCAGGUAGAAAUGAAUCAUGCUCUUGCCAUAAUGAUCUAUCUUGUCAGAUGCCAGCUGGUGUCUAUCUAUUUAAUCGCACAGAGACAUUUUCAUUUUAUAAUCUCAAUUGGAUCAUUGCCAAUAUCACAUUUCCGGGAAUCAUGUUCGAUUGUUUACCUUUUCUUUCAACAUUUGCUUCGUCAUUGGCAUGUUUUUACAAUCAAUCUUGCAUCAAUACCAUUCUCACCGUCUAUUCAAAAACAAUCAAUACAACAGUACUAAAUGAAGCAGCAAGCACUCGUUUUCCACCGACAAUGAUUCUGAAAGAAAUGGUAGAGCAACUCUUUGUCGAAAAGAUUCUUAAUACGACUUCUUUUAAUGCCUAUUAUGAAAAAUGUGCUCCAAUCUCGUGUACAUACACUUAUUCUCGUCGAUUCUAUUGGAUCUACAUUGUAACAACAUUGUUGGGCCUUUUUGGAGGACUCAAUGCAGGCUUACGUCUUUUCGUUCCAUACUUCAUCGAACUUAUAAUGAUUUUGAAACAGAAAUUACUAAAUCGGACGACUGAACCACAAAUCAAAAACUGUAAGAGAAUUACUACAUGUGAAACUAAUAUGUCAUUUUCACUAUUUAGAUAA
Rotaria sp. Silwood2 is the source of this 987-nucleotide messenger RNA. The record is from the annotation of a GenBank genome assembly. Lineage: Eukaryota; Metazoa; Rotifera; Eurotatoria; Philodinida; Philodinidae.